Paramuricea clavata is the source of this 717-nucleotide messenger RNA. Lineage: Eukaryota; Metazoa; Cnidaria; Anthozoa; Malacalcyonacea; Plexauridae. The record is from the annotation of a GenBank genome assembly.
AUGCUUUUCCAAGAUCUCUUUUCUUUCCGAACAGUAACCAGCGAAGAAGUACGCCGUGUCAUUGCAUCCCUGCCAUUGAACGACGAAUCCCCUGGACCAGACAAUAUAAACUCUCGAAUCCUCAAAGACUGUCUCCUUGUUAUACUAGGAUCCCUAACAUACAUAAUUAACUGCUCUAUAACCUUUCAUACAUUCCAUACUGCAUGGAAGGAAGCGGAAGUGAUUCCUAUAGUGAAAGACGGAGACUACGAAGUAGCGUCAAACAACCGCCCGAUAUCUCUUCUUGCCAUAGCUUCUAAGGUUUGUGAAAAAAUUGUUCUUGAACAAUUCAGUAGCCACCGAAUAAGCAAAAACCUGCUCUCCCCUCAUCAAAGCGGAAAUAAAAAACACCAUUCCACAGAGACCCUGAACAUUUUUGGUACCGACACGAUGCUAGAGGCAAUGGGCAAAAAGGAAUUAGUAUUAUUAGAUAUCUCGAAAGCCGUCAACAGUAUUAACCAUCACAGAUUGUUACACAAACUAGUGAAUGUCGGUGCUUCCCCAGCAACAGUACAGUGGUUUAAAGACUACUUGUCGGAUCGCUUUCUGUCCACCCGAAUCAACUCCACCCUAUCUGAUCUACUACCAAUUACUCAUGCACGGAGUACCCCAAGGUGCGACGCUUUCACCAUUAUUAUUUUGUAUUUACUUGAACGAUCUUCCCUCCGUAUCUCGUGA